Molecule: messenger RNA, 1827 nt
Organism: Peronospora belbahrii
Lineage: Eukaryota; Oomycota; Peronosporomycetes; Peronosporales; Peronosporaceae
Source: the annotation of a GenBank genome assembly
AUGACCGCGCUUUUUGGAGUAGCGUUGGCCGGCGAUAUUGACAACGGAUUCGCGCAUGACGGAGCCACCACCUACUGCAUGGGCAAGAACGACGGGGUCGGCGCUUUGAUCUUUGGCACGCUAGAGGCGAGCAAUGUUGGCUGCUGUUCUGUAGGCGUGACGCUCACACUUACGGAAUCAACGUUUCACGUGAAUGAACCGAUUACAGUCAAGUGGGCGGCCAAAAUGAUUCCGGGUCUGACCAACUCCAUCUUUCCAAACGCCAUCGACCCGGCCACAGGAUUACCACGUCCCGUGAAAACCUCGACAUUGUCCGCCUGUACGGCUGGCACAAAUUGCGCCGUAAACGUAGCCGCAGUCCCAACAGGAGCUGAUGGAACAAGCACUGGAGAAUUUGCCGCGGACGGUACGAAGACACUGGAGACCGCGACUUUUACCUUGGCUACACCUGGCGACUACACUAUUGUGGGCCUCGUAGCGUUGCCAGGUGAGAGCACUCUCAAUCUUGCAUCAGAAGAGUACGUUGUCUUCAAGAAGAUUAGCGUCGUAUCGGCAGAGACUGAGAUCGCGACUACGCUCAUACCAGGUUCCGCCAACCCCAGUAUUGAUUCCAGCAACCCCAGUAUUGAUUCCAGCAACGUAUCUAAGGAUAGUUUGGCAAAGCAAGAAUCAACGCUGGAUUUGACUAGUGACAAGUCGGCCGUGAAGUCCGAUUCCAUGAGCUUACAGGAUGAUAAGACGGUAGCAGACCCGAUCAGCUCAGCUUCGACCUCUAGCAGCGGCGGCAUCAAUGGAAGUGGCGUCGCUAUCAUUGCUAUUGUGGCGGGCUGCUGUAUCGUGGGUCUUGUCGGCUUCGCCUUCGUAAUGCGUCGUCGCAAGCAGGAACAUGCGAUUGCUAACAAGGGUUUCAACACAAUCUCUUCCUCGCUGGCUAGCGACAUGAAUGAUAGUGCUCUUGGCGACGACAACGACGGCAAGAUUGAUCUCACAUACAUUGCCAACGUAACGGCUCGUAACAACGACAUGAAUGCAGCGGAGAACAUGAUGAGUGAAGAGUCGUCAGUCGCCGUUCUGGCUUCGGUCGAGCGUGGAUCGGAGCUCAACCCGAGUAACGGUAACUCCUCCCACUUGCUCCCUAAGAGCAGCCUGGAUACCGAUGUAUACUCAGACAAGGCUAGCUACGCUGUCGCGGGUACCGCAGGACACCAGCCCAAAGGUAAAGCUAAUAAUAACUACGGCAUGAGCAAUACGUCGAUGCUUUCGCCGCGUAAUCAGAGCGAGGCGUCGACGUCCAAUUUUGGUGACUCGGCUGUGUCGACAAGACAGUACAAGCACUUCCAGAAUAAUGACUGGAACGGCUCGUUGUCAUCUCACAUGGACUCGCGCCUAGACUCCAUGGAGCAAUCUGAGUUGAAGGCUCGUGGAUUUGGCAGCAUUGCUGGACUCAGCGUGGUAAGCGGGUCAUCGGAAGACAACACGUCACGCAUCUCGGGCAUUAGUGAGCACGAUGUCAACUUUUCAAUGUCAUCCCGCCCUACGGAAGACUCUCGUGCUACGAUAGAGUCGCGGUUUACUGCUGGCUACCAUGAAACGGAAGACUCGCGUAUUACCGAGGAUUCUCGAGUUACGGGCUUCUCGGAAGCAAUGCACCAAUCACGGCUACAGAGUGAGAAAUCGACAAGGGACUCGUAUGGUUUUCGAACAUCGCGCUCCAGCGCGGACUCGUACAGCUCUGGCAUGUCUUCCUUCAGCCGCGAAGACUCGCGUAUUAGCGGCUUCAGCGUUGAUUCCAACUUGGACAGCCCAAACGGCUCUAGCAAGUAUUAA